UCUGUCUCCCCCCGGUGUGACGCAAUCAGGCUGCGCCCCGCCCAUGACGUCAUCUCCCGGUUUCGGUUUCGUUUCCCGGUCCGGCAAAGCUACCCCCCACCGGCACCGUGCUGCCCUGUCUGGUCCUCCCCCGGCCCUGGCUCUGCGGCCCCCUGAGACCCAACAUGGCGGAAACCGAGAGCGACUCGUGGGAGGAGGAGGAGGGAGAGCGACCGGGGGCGAGGAGACACCGGGGGGAGGACAUCUCACAGUAUUAUAAGCAAGAACGGCGAAGAAGAGCAGCCAAGGACCUGCGGAAGUAUCGGAAUGGCUACCCAAACAGUCGCAAUCUUACUAAUUACAAUGACAAUUCAUUGUUCAGAAAGCUAAUUAAAGGAACUAUCUGGCUCUGUAUGUGGGUCCCAGGUAUGGCAGGCUGGAGACCGCUGGCUUUCGUAGCUUUCCUGCGCAUGUGUCUUGUAUCAUUUUACCGGUGUCUGAGCCCUGAGUCCACACAGAUCCAGGACGAGAGCGCAAUGGAAAUGCCAAACCUGGCUUUUUAUCGGAACGAGCGAUCUUUCAAGCCAUGCGGAGAAUACAUCGAUGUGAUACUUGAGAAAUGGAAAGAUAAUUAUGAAUUACUAGAGGAGAAUCAUUCUUACAUACAGUGGCUUUUCCCUCUGCGCGAGCCAGGGAUGAACUGGAAAGCCAAGCCUCUAACUGUGGCUGAGAUCAAGGAGCUGAAAGGUGAUAAGGAAGCCACGCGCAGGUUUGUCGAGGCGUACAAACUCAUGCUCGGGUUUUACGGCAUCAAGCUUGUGAACGAGGACACCGGUGAGGUGGAUCUAGCUCAUAACUGGGAGGAUAGAUUUGAGAAUCUGGACUAUCACAGCCACAACAACCUACGCAUCACUCGAAUCCUGAAGUGUUUGGGGGAGCUAGGCUUCGAGCACUACCAGGCUCCCCUAGUCAGGUUUUUCCUGAAACAAAUAUUGUGUGAGAAGCAAUUACCGAAUGUUAAAAGCAGCGCCUUGGACUAUUUCAUGUUUACCGUGAAAGACAAGAACCAACGCCGAGAAUUGGUGCACUUUGCCUGGGAGAACUAUGAGCCCCAAAAUCUUUUUAUGUGGGGCCCAAUAGAGAAGCUCAAAGAGUAUAAAAAACACAAUGAACUUGUGUCAGGAGAUGAGAGCGACCAACAGCCCGCAAGUGAGAACAAUUAUCAAAAAAAUUUCAACAUUGCAAAACAGGAGGGAAGUAAGAGCAAUGAGCCAUGCGAAGAUGAUGGGCGUAUACUAACCAGUAGCUUGGAAAAGCCAAGGGACAAUAGCGAAAAGCAAGACCUCACAAAAGAAGAGAUAAGUUGUGAAAAUAUUAAGGAAAGCAAACAAGCAGGUGAUGGUGGGCUCGACAACAAUUCCAUCACAAAAAAACUAAAUGGUAACCCUAGCACUGGCCAGAUCAGUAGAUUAACAAGAGGUGAAAGGGAUGUUGAUAAAGAGGUUACUGAAGAGGUUAAGCAAGAUUUAGUCUGUAGGGAGGGAGAGAAGGAAAACCAAAUUUUAAACAAUGGUGAGGCAGAGUUCAGCGGAGAGACAGGCAAUACUGUAGAGGACAAUACACAAUAUCAACCAAAGGUAGAUCCCAGGAAAAGGAAGAUUGAUGAGGAGAAUCAGUAUGUCCCCCAAAAGGCUGAUUCAACAAGUGACGAAGAGCUCUCCUUAGAAAUGACCCAAAAUUGCAAUAUAGACAGCUCCUCCCCACCUGCUGAGAUGGAUGACCCUAAAAGCCAGGAAGCCAUGGCAAAAAAAAGUAAAUUGGAAAAUAGUCCAUGUAAAGGUCACAUUUCGUCAGAUGGAAUCUCUCACACUGGUGGAGAUUCAGCUACAAAUGAGGAUUUGGUCAUUCCAUUUUCAAACUCAGAACCAGAUCUGCCGGAAACGACAAAUAAACAACAUGAGAACAUAAGUGAAAAUUCCCUUCAUACAGGAGACAUCUCAACAGACAAAAUUUUUACAAGAUAAAAACACGGCAUCUGAGUUUUAUGAAGCAGAAGGUUGAUUUAAGGAUGAAAACUGGAUAAUCUGGAAUUCUGCAUAAAGUGGUUGUUCAGUGCAGAGCAACAGGUGAUCAGAGAGGACGGUAAACUCCUGACUACCUUGUAUUUCUUAGUAGGGUUUGAGGCUGAUGUCUACAUGUUGUGGAUCUACCUGUGACAAAGAACAUUGAGCUGUGCCACUGCUCUAUAUGUCAGAAUAUAUCCUGAUACCUGUGGCCUUUUAACCAGUCUGAUGCCAGAGCUCCCUGAAUCCUGAGCUCUCAUCGAUUUCUUUAGACGGGUGGUGGGAAGAAAAGGAGAACGUUUAAUUACCAUAAUGGUCCUUCAGGCAGAAACUCUGGAAUUAGCCUCUGUCUGGUGCUAGGUGGGAACUUCACACCAUCCAUUCAUUAUUUCAUAUCUUUAUAAUUCAAUUGCUUUACUUUCUUCUUGCUAAAAUGAAAAAUAUUUGCCUUUUGAAAUGUUUACAGAGGUUUGUAUGAAAUCUUUAUGAAAUGCAGAUUGUGAUUUCUUUUUCUCUGUUUCGCUAUGAAUUUACAAUUAAACCAGCGAUUGUA
This is a messenger RNA of Pelobates fuscus (common spadefoot toad), 2595 nucleotides long. RefSeq names its product opioid growth factor receptor (gene OGFR). Gene Ontology annotation, cellular component: membrane. The record is from RefSeq and is a predicted model, not a curated record. NCBI's taxonomy places the organism in Eukaryota, Metazoa, Chordata, Amphibia, Anura, Pelobatidae. Gene Ontology annotation, molecular function: opioid growth factor receptor activity. Bases 165 to 2003 code for a protein of 612 amino acids. The transcript is spliced from 9 exons.